Messenger RNA from Pteronotus mesoamericanus, 409 nucleotides. Its product is annotated as protein PET100 homolog, mitochondrial. The transcript has 4 exons. Gene Ontology annotation, biological process: mitochondrial respiratory chain complex IV assembly. Gene Ontology annotation, cellular component: mitochondrion; mitochondrial inner membrane. The record is from RefSeq and is a predicted model, not a curated record. Lineage: Eukaryota; Metazoa; Chordata; Mammalia; Chiroptera; Mormoopidae. Bases 126 to 368 code for a protein of 80 amino acids.
AUGUCAUCCAGGGGCUCCGCGGCCAAUCAGCUUCAGGGGUCGACCCCAUGGAUUCCCAGUGAGCUGCUGUCGUUUUGGAGGGUUGGCUUGGGACAGAAGCGGCCGUGUAGCCUGGGAGAAACAAGAUGGGGGUGAAGUUGGAGGUGUUUCGGAUGACACUCUACCUCACCUUCCCUGUGGCUAUGUUUUGGAUUGCCAAUCAGGCCGAGUGGUUUGAGGACUACGUCAUACAGCGGAAGAGGGAGCUGUGGCCACCUGAGGAGGACCAGCGCCAGCGGCUAGAAGAAUUCAAAGAGAGGCUACGGAAGCAGCGGGAGGAGAAGCUCCUUCGCGCUGCUCAGCAGAGCUCACGACCCUCGAGUGCCUGAGUACCACCCAUGAAACAACAUACGCUCAGUUCUUUGUUUCU